Messenger RNA from Linum trigynum, 543 nucleotides. The record is from the annotation of a GenBank genome assembly. NCBI's taxonomy places the organism in Eukaryota, Viridiplantae, Streptophyta, Magnoliopsida, Malpighiales, Linaceae.
CGCCCAAUCAGCUAUCCCCAUCUCAUGUUUAAUCAUAUGCUUAAUUACUGCGAUGACAACUUCAAUGAGGACCUCCCCUUUGCUCCUCAAAUCACUCUGCUGUUGCGCGCCCUAGGCAUUGAUCUUCGCUACAAAGUAGCUAGGGUCGAUCUGAUUGAUACCCUUUGCGCUCAGUUUGUUCUUCGCAAGGUGAAUGCCGUUGUUGGUCGUAGGUGUCCUCGAGUCAAUGCUUCAGGGGGAGAAGGGGCUGUAGUUCAUGCAGCGUCUUUAGCAGCUGAUCUUGAAGAGCUAUUCCUGAGGUUGUUUCUGAGGAACCAGUAGCGGCUGAAGACCUUGAAGAUGGACUCAGUACUGCUGAUCUGGAGGAAGAGCUAGGUGGAGAUGAGGGGGAAAUCUCUGACUACCUGUCUUCCCCAACUUUCCCUUUCUAAGCUCGCUUGGUCAUCAUAGGAGUUUUGUGUAGGGGGAGCUUAAGUUUGUUGGGUCUUGCCUUGAGUCGAACCAGAAGUGUUUCGUUUCUGAGAAUAAAGCUCUAUGUAAGAG